CUGGGCAGGGCGGGGCGGUGGCCCUCCCGUGGCUGUCGCUCGCUUCGGACUCUGCCCGGGUCUGGGCGGUGGCUGCAGCCGGGAGGGCGACGUGGAAAGGCCACGUGGAGCCCCCGGGGGGAGGGCCGGCUGCGGGCAGCCAGGCAAGGGCGCCACGGUGCCUAUAGCGCGCACGAAGCCGGAGCCCCAGUCGCGCGCAGCGCCACCGCAGCAGCUCCAGUCUCCAGAAGGAUGUUCCAGUGUCUGAUGCAAGUGUUGAUGCUACCCCUGUUGCUGCUACCUUUGGGUCACGCUGCUCCCAAGGAUGGAGCUGCAAGGCUGGACCCUGAGGUUCAACAGCCGCUCACGCCCAACCCGUUCCAGCCAGGCCCCGAGCAGCUCCAACGUCUGCAGAAUUACCUCAAGGGGCUGAAGAAGAUGGAAGAGGAUCCAGAGCACAUGGACCGGGAGCAAGUCCUGCUCUACCUCUUUGCUCUUCACGACUACGACCAGAAUGGACAGCUGGAUGGCCUGGAGCUGUUGUCCAUGUUGACGGCGGCUCUGGCUCCCGGAGCCGCACACUUUCCCAUCAACCCGGUGAUCCUGACGGUAGACCAGGUGCUUGAGACCCAGGACCUGGAUGGAGAUGGACUCAUUUCUCCCGCAGAGCUUGUCAACUUCCCAGGAGAGGCCCCCAAGCACCCAGAGUCCCUCCCCCCAGCGCUCCAGGAGCCACAACCUGUUGGAAGGCAGCUGCAUUUCGCUAACAAUCCAUUGCAGCCAGACUCCCAGGGAUCCCCGGAGACUGGAGAAGAGACUAGGGACCAGGCAGAGGCCAAAGGGGAGCCUUUGGAACCUGUGCAGGAGGCUGGACAUCAGACAGGGUCCCAAGUAGAUACCCUCAGUCCUACAGGGGAGGCUAGGAGACAGGCAGAGGCUGAAGGAGAUGUCCCCGUUCCCAGAGAGGAUGCUGAGGGCCAGGUGGAGAGCAGGGACACUGAAGGGGAAGCCAAAGAGCUGCAAGUGGAGACACUAGAUACCAUAAACACUCCAAACAAGGUUGAGGCUCAUAGUAUUCAAAUGGAGAACGAUGAGAUAUAGGCCCGACGGCACGGGCUCGCAUCCCUUCAAAUCUCAGUGAGGAGCAGAAGCAUGAAGGGCUAAGAGCCACCUCUGACAGGGGUACGGUGGCACAAGUCAGUAAUCCUAGAACUUGGAAGACUAUAGCAGAAGGAUUGAGAGCUCCAGGCUAGCCCAGGCUAUACAGCUAGUUGGAGGCCAGGCUGGCCUACUUAGUAAGACCCUGUCUUGAUGAGGGAACAAAAGCACUCCUAUAUUUCCUUUCUGGCCUCAGGAGGAAGCAGGACUUCCUGUGCCACUCAGGGAGACCCCAAGCUGAGAGGCAGCUUUCAGGCCCCCAACAACUAAUAAAGAACAGAAUGAAUUCAUCUCCAUAGCUCCUUCCCCUCAGAACACAGGGGCUUGGGGACUGGACAAGCUUCUCGGCGGGAUGGAGAGUCAGCUUUUCCCAGGGUUUCUGGCCGGGGGUGCUGAGAUCACUAGUCACAGCCAGCUGCAGACAAGCCCAGGAAGAAAGCUGUCUAUCCUGGGAGCACGAACUCUCGCCUGAAGAUUCCUCUUGACUUGAUGGUCAGACCUCUGUGACCCGUGUUGUGGCUCAAGGCAGAGAGAUGGUCCCCACUCCUAGGUGGCAUUAAUAACUACCCUCCCCUUCUCUUCCUCUUCCCCCUUCUCUUCCUCUUCCCCCUUCUCUUCCUCUUCCUCCUCCUCCUUUUCUUCCAGGCCCUCGAGCUAGGUGACAGCCACAGUGGUCAGGGAGCCUUCUUUCUGGGUCCAUGGGGCUUCUCUGUCCAAGACUACCUUUUCCCAUGGGCUUCCCAGGAACCUACAAGUCCUCAGAACUUACCGUGAGUCAGGUUGGCACUUCAACCACAAAUGUAGCCUGAUGCAGAACGCUGCUGUCCCUUGGGGAGGUUAGAUGCAGGUGACAUGUCAGGAUCGGAAUCUAAGAUGAGAUUCCGGACAGUUGGACAAAAACAUAGGCUUCCUUGUCAGACAGACGUGAAUUCAAAUGAGUCAUUUAAUUAGGUGUGUUCCACCUUCGUGGGCAUUGCUUAACCAUCGCCUUCAGCUUCCCAUCUGUCAAAUGGAGUUGAUUUUUGCCUGGUCACAGAAUUAUCGUCAGGAUGAAAAUCAGAUAAAAUGCUAUAUUAAAAUGUCA
This is a messenger RNA of Peromyscus californicus insignis, 2221 nucleotides long. It is a transcript of the gene Cgref1, whose product is annotated as cell growth regulator with EF-hand domain 1. The record is from RefSeq and is a predicted model, not a curated record. The transcript is spliced from 6 exons. The coding region runs from base 232 to 1080 and encodes 282 amino acids. Gene Ontology annotation, molecular function: calcium ion binding. NCBI's taxonomy places the organism in Eukaryota, Metazoa, Chordata, Mammalia, Rodentia, Cricetidae.